Messenger RNA from Cyprinodon variegatus (sheepshead minnow), 975 nucleotides. RefSeq names its product ADP ribosylation factor like GTPase 14 effector protein (gene arl14ep). Gene Ontology annotation, cellular component: intracellular membrane-bounded organelle. The coding region runs from base 116 to 778 and encodes 220 amino acids. Lineage: Eukaryota; Metazoa; Chordata; Actinopteri; Cyprinodontiformes; Cyprinodontidae. The transcript has 5 exons. The record is from RefSeq and is a predicted model, not a curated record.
AAAAAGAGGAAAAACGGAAGAUAACAGUCGUCCGACUGUUUUCUUAUUUGUUUUUUCCUGCACGUUUGGAGCUUAUUUACGCAUUUUUGCAUAGUUCUCUAAAACUCGCAUCAGCAUGCCGGUGAUUUGUGCGGCACCGGGGUGCAACAACAAGUUUGUUAAGGGGUCGGAGAUAAGGUUUUACAGAUUCCCUCUUAGCAAACCUCAACUGGCCACCAAAUGGGUCCAGAGCCUAGGGAUGAAAAACUUUAUCCCAACCGCCAACACCUGCCUCUGUUCUGAGCACUUCAGGACCGACUGCUUCAGGGAUUACAAUGGAAAGCAGUUCCUGAGGGAGGACGCAGUGCCCACCAUAUUCACCCCAGGACAGGAGACAUCAAAGAUUGAACUCCGUAGAAGAGGAGUGAUACCCAAGGAAACCAACGUAAGCAAUCAGAUGGGGACGCAGGCAGAGAGAGAAAGAGCGAGAGAGGCAGCUAUGCGCAGAGACAAGAGAGGAGGCAUGAGGGGAGGACGAGGAGGCCGUGGAGGAAAACAGCUGUCCGACAGGCAGAGCAUCGCAGCCAAAAGCAGAGUGUACGACAGCAAGGGCCGGCUGCUCUCCAACGGCAAAGACAUGUGCGACUGCCUGGAUGUGGAUUGUAUGGGCUGCUUCUAUCCCUGCCCUGAGUGCGGGUCAAGAAAGUGCGGGGUGGAGUGCCGCUGCGACCGGAAGUGGCUCUACGAGCAGGUGGAGGUGGAAGGUGGAGAAAUCAUCCGGAACAAAUUUGCAACCUAACAACUAUAGCUGCCUUGUUAAUUUUUUUUCUUUUCUUAUUUUUCAUUCAGAAAAAGAAAAUCUGUAAUCAGCAGCUUCAUUUUUCUGAUGAUUCAGCUUGUUGCAACAUUUUACAGUGCGAUGCUUUGUAUAAAGUAGGUUAUUUAAAGGCUCCUUUUCAACAUGCCAACAUGUAAUAAUAAAAAUUUUUCUUUUUA